AAGGAGGACGACUAAGGCAAAAGGGGUUUUUAGUGGUCGAAUGAGCUUUUGAAAAUUGGAAGUGUGGUGCAUUUUGUGCGUUAAUAUCAGAGGAUGGCGCACACACGGCGCAUUGUUCAGAGCUGUAGCUUCAUCUUUUUCUUUGUUCUGCUCGAUUGUGCACACGGGGACCUGAGCUAUUCUGUACAAGAGGAGCUGAAACGUGGAUCUAUCAUUGGAAAUAUCGCCAAGGAUCUCGGAUUGGAGGUGGGGAAACUGUCUGCUCGCAAGCCUCGUGUCGACAUGGAAAGAAAUGACAAACAGUAUUGCGGAAUAAACCUCCGGACAGGAGAUUUAAUGGUUGCUGACAGGAUCGACCGAGAGGAGCAUUGCGGUGAAAAACCUUCCUGUGUUCUAAGAUUCGAUCUGCUGCUGGAGAAUCCUUUAGAACUACACAAGCUGUCUCUGCAAGUGCAGGAUGUGAAUGACAAUGCGCCGAUUUUCCCUAAUGAUGUUGUGAGGCUGGAAAUUAGUGAGUCAGCUGACAAAGGAGCUAAAUACCGCCUUAAUGCAGCACAUGAUGCAGAUAUGGGCACAAAUUCUGUCCAAAGCUACAUUUUACAACAAAAUGCUAAUUUUGUGUUCCAUAUUCAGACAACCAAUUCUGGCAGUGAAUAUGGUGAGCUGAUUUUAGAUAAGGAAUUAGACAGAGAAGAACAGCAGGAUUUAAAAUUAUUCCUUACAGCAGUGGAUGGUGGUUCUCCUCCCAGAUCUGGUACAGUAGUCAUACAUAUCAUUGUACUUGAUGCUAAUGACAACGCCCCAGUUUUUACUCAGGCUGUUUAUACAUCAUCUGUCAAAGAAGACGCCGCACUUAAAACACCAGUUAUUACUGUGAGUGCAUCAGAUGCAGACGAGGGUGUAAAUGGCGAAAUAACAUACCAGUUCAGCAGAAUGUCUGAUAAGUCACGAAAUAUUUUUUCUCUAAAUGAUAAAACCGGAGAAAUAUUCGUUAUGGGCGAGAUUGAUUAUGAAGAGGGAUCGACGCAUGACGUGUUUGUUGAAGCUAAAGAUGGUUAUGGACUUUCAACUUUGACAAAAGUAGUAAUUGAUAUAAAUGAUGUAAAUGACAAUGCUCCUGUGAUCAAUUUGAAGUCACUGUCUAAUCCAGUACCAGAGAAUGUGUCACCUGGUACAGAGGUGGGCAUCAUUAAUGUUCAGGACAGAGACUCUGAGAAGAACGGACAGGUCCGCUGUUCCCUUCAACAAAAUAUCCCCUUUAAGUUAGUUCCUUCUAUUAAAAACUAUUAUUCUCUGGUGACUACUGGGCAACUGGACCGUGAACUAGUGUCUGAGUACAACAUUACAAUCAGUGCCACUGAUGAGGGCUCUCCUCCUCUGUCCUCCUCGAAAAGUCUACUUUUAUCUGUAGCAGACAUCAACGACAACCCACCUGUAUUUGAGGAACAGUCCUACAGCGCAUAUGUGAGUGAAAAUAACAAAGCUGGCUCAACUUUAUGUUCCGUUAGUGCUCGAGACCCCGACUGGAGACAGAACGGUACCGUGAUUUAUUCUCUGUUAGCUGCUGAGGUGAACGGUGCCCCAGUGUCUUCCUAUGUAUCUGUUAACGGAGACACAGGUGUGAUCCACGCUGUAAGAUCGUUUGAUUAUGAACAUUUGAGGAGUUUUAAAGUCCACGUCAUGGCCAGAGACAACGGUUCUCCUCCGCUGAGCAGCAACGUGAGCGUCAGUGUCUUCAUAUCGGAUGUGAAUGACAACUCUCCUCAGAUACUGUACCCCUCCCCAGAGGGUAAUUCCUUCAUGACAGAGCUGGUCCCCAAAGCUGCACACGGAGGCUCUGUGGUGUCCAAAGUGAUAGCGGUGGACGCAGACUCCGGACAGAACGCCUGGCUGUCCUAUCAUAUAGUCAAGUCCACUGAUCCGGGACUUUUCACCAUUGGUCUCCACAGUGGAGAGAUCAGGACCCAGCGGGACAUUUCUGAAUCUGACAGCAUGAAACAGAACCUGAUUGUGACAGUGAAAGAUAAUGGACAGCCCCCUCUCUCUGCCACCUGCUCCAUGUAUUUACUUAUUUCUGAUAACUUGGCUGAGGUGCCAGAACUGAAGGACAUUUCUUACGAGGAGAAGAAUUCCAAAUUGACAUCUUAUCUGAUCAUCGCGCUGGUGUCUGUGUCCACCUUCUUUCUGACCUUCAUCAUCAUCGUCCUGGGUGUGAGGUUUUGUCGCAGGAGAAAGCCCAGACUGUUGUUUGAUGGAGCAGUUGCCAUCCCCAGCACGUAUCUGCCUCCUAAUUACGCAGAUGUUGACGGAACCGGAACUUUACGCAGCACUUACAACUACGACGCCUACUUGACAACAGGUUCUAGAACCAGUGACUUUAAGUUUGUGUCUUCUUACAAUGACAACACGCUGCCUGCUGACCAGACUCUGAGGAAAAGUCCUUCCGACUUUGUUGAUGAUCUUCAUGAUUCUUUCGACCCUUUAGAGGUAGUGCACAUGGUGUCAGUAGAGACCAGCAGCAGAUUCACGCAGGCUUUGGUUGUGCUGUGCAACACUCAUUAUUGGACUUUAGUGUUCUUCAGAGCGUUAAAGGAGGAGGACUAA
Molecule: messenger RNA, 2604 nt
Organism: Nerophis lumbriciformis (worm pipefish)
Lineage: Eukaryota; Metazoa; Chordata; Actinopteri; Syngnathiformes; Syngnathidae
Product: protocadherin beta-15-like
Biological process (GO): homophilic cell-cell adhesion
Cellular component (GO): plasma membrane
Molecular function (GO): calcium ion binding
Source: RefSeq, a predicted model, not a curated record